This is a messenger RNA of Symsagittifera roscoffensis, 949 nucleotides long. RefSeq lists its product as uncharacterized. The record is from RefSeq and is a predicted model, not a curated record. Lineage: Eukaryota; Metazoa; Xenacoelomorpha; Acoela; Convolutidae. The transcript has 4 exons. The annotation marks the transcript as partial.
CUGAUCAAGACAGUUCCCAAUAUCAACAUGGUGCAACCCUGCAUAGCAGGCUGCUGCUUCGAAGACCCCACCAAGGAUCCAUCUGAUGGGAGCUCCUCGGGUGGGGGUGGUGGAGGGGGAGGGUCCACAAAUGGGGGCGACAGGGGGGACUCCAGUCAGCAGACGAACCCUUUUUCGUCUAUUUCUGCGUCCUCCUCGUCCACUAGCAGUCUUUUUGCCAGUAUUCUGAAGAGAAACAGCGGAAAUAGCAGCAGCAGAAACAAACAGUUUCUAAACUCCAAAAUAUCAGCUGUAGUGUUGUUUGAACGAGACCGUGCGACCAAUCAGAGCAAAAUAGUGGUAGUCAAGGCACCCCUGGGAAACCCGAACAACAUUAAAGAUACUAGCAGCAGUAGUAGUUCCCCCUUCUCGCCCCUGUGGGGGGACAUGGACAACGAUGACUCGGACGACGGCGACUGUCUGACUGCCAAUGAGUUCCUGAAGAGGAGCAUGAGUGACCAGUCGGCGGCUGCUGCAGCUGCUGCCAUGCCAGGCACCACCGCACCCAUCGGUCUACGGGAGUACUUCUUCUCGACUGAGUUCAAGAAGAGUCAGAGUACUAUUCGAGUGUUUGACCAUCUGCUGGUGGCCACAUUCAGACACGAGGAGAAGGCACAGACGGAGUUGCAGCUGCAUCACAUUUUGGAUUGUGGCCACAGACUCAGAGAGUGGAAGCGCUGGACUGUGCCAGAACAGGUACUGGUACUUAUACGAGGAGUCUGCCCUACACAUCAUAUCCAACACAUAAUGGUCCAACUGAGGUGGACAGUGCAGUCUGUGAACAACUCUACGAGUAGUUUUGCUGGUGGGAGUCAAGGGAGUUCAACGGGAGGCGGAGGUAGUCAGAUGCGGAAGAUGAGCAAGAGUCCCAGCUGUAUCUGGCAGCUCAACAUAUACCACAUUAUCACCG